AUGCAGCUACUAUGGCUCAGUCUCCUCUUACCCUUUCAGAUCUCAGGGAUCUCCAGAGUCCCGUUGAUCAUGCAGAGCCCAGAAACUCUCCUGGUUCAGACUGACAAAGAGUCAAAGCUCCUCUGUGACAUCAGAUCAUCCACAAACAUUUAUGGAAUCUACUGGUUUCGUCAGGUCGAGCCUCCCGGCACUGGCAGUCACUAUCAGUUUCUGGUCCAUUUAGACUCCAAGAGCACUUUUAAUCAUGGGGAGGGUGUCAAACCAGAACAUGUCCUUGUGUCCAGAGAGUCGCACAAAUCCACACUCAGGCUGCUGAAUAUGAAGCCUUCGGACAGCGGCAUCUACAUCUGUGGCAUUGUUGCAGGCCAUCAACUGGUCUUUGGAAGUGGAACCCGGCUGAAUGUGGUUGAUGUCUUGCCUACCACCCCUAUGCCCACCAAAAAGACUACCCCCAAGAAGAGAAUAUGCAGUACUAAACGCUCAGAGGUCACACAACAGAAUGGUUUCCUCUGCAGCGCCCUCCCCCUAAGCCUGCUGGUGGGAUGUGCCGUGGUUUUGCUGAUCUCCCUAAUUGUGAUCAUUCGAAUAAACUACUUGUGGAAUCUAGCUCGGCAUCACUUUGUGAAACAGCUUCAAAGAUGAGUACCCCUCUUCACCCCAUACCCAAAAUAAAGUUCUCCAAAUAGCCUGCUGAAGAAAUGCACUGGAUUUUACACAAGUGGAAUUGGAGAAACUGAGGCAUCAGAAUAGCAAUGAACCUUUGAAAUUUUCCUAAGUCAUUGGGGCUGCCCGCUUUGCGCCAUUGCUUGCCCUUCUUGUGAGCUGGGUUCAUAGGAUAAGUAUGU
This is a messenger RNA of Trichosurus vulpecula (common brushtail), 845 nucleotides long. RefSeq names its product CD8b molecule (gene CD8B). The coding region runs from base 1 to 642 and encodes 213 amino acids. The transcript is spliced from 6 exons. Lineage: Eukaryota; Metazoa; Chordata; Mammalia; Diprotodontia; Phalangeridae. Gene Ontology annotation, molecular function: coreceptor activity; MHC class I protein binding. The record is from RefSeq and is a predicted model, not a curated record. Gene Ontology annotation, biological process: regulation of immune response. Gene Ontology annotation, cellular component: cell surface.